This is a messenger RNA of Betta splendens (Siamese fighting fish), 1441 nucleotides long. Its product is annotated as zona pellucida-like domain-containing protein 1. Gene Ontology annotation, cellular component: cell surface. The transcript has 11 exons. The record is from RefSeq and is a predicted model, not a curated record. The coding region runs from base 1 to 1329 and encodes 442 amino acids. Lineage: Eukaryota; Metazoa; Chordata; Actinopteri; Anabantiformes; Osphronemidae.
AUGUUUGUGGUCCAGAUUAUGUUACUGUGGGUGGAGGAGAGGGUUCCUUUCUACGCCCACCUGAGUAUAAACAGGGAUGAUGUGGAAUCAGGAACCGCAGCACCCAACAUGAAGACUAACAGGCUCAGGACCGCGAGGCUGAUCCUCCUUGUGUUCCAGCUGGGUCUGAUUCUGAGAGCAGAGGCCCAGGUUCCAAAUGCCUGCAUUGCGAGUGAAACGAACCGAGCUCCAGAUUAUGGGGACAUAAAUGUGUCCUGUGGAACUCAGUCCAUAGACCUCAGCAUUUUACUGUGUCCAGUCUAUAACGCUCUUUACAAUGAGUCUCUGCUGGUCCUCAAUAAUCAGUUCUCCAAAGCUGGCUGUUUUGGCACUCCUGACUGGACCGCUGUCCCACCGGUCUUAAGAUUCAAAAUCCCCUUGAAUGAAACGUCCGUCACAGCCUGCGGCAACAGCUUUAAGAUAACUAGUGACGUGGGAAACGGACUCUUUUCAGACUUCUCAAGCGUCCAGAAUGUCAAUAUCUCUGGCCUUGUCAAUUCUAACGACCCCACCGGCGGGACAAUCACCUAUCGAUCGCAGCUCCUGUACAGGUUCUCCUGUUACUAUCCGCUGCAGUACCUGCUGAACAACACUCAGCUGGGCGUGUCGGGCGUGAACGUGGCCGUUCGGGACAACAACGGCAGCUUCAUCAGCACGCUGAGCAUGCAGCUCUACAAAGACAGCUUGUACCAAGAACCCCUGAUAAUCCCACAAUCAGGACUCAGUCUGAAGACCAAGAUUUAUGUUUCUGUUAAAGCCACCAAUCUAACUAACAGGUUCAAUGUGCUGCUGGACAGAUGCUACGCUACAACCAGUCCAUACCCCUCAUUUGCCGUCUUUUAUGACCUCUUCGUGGGGUGUACGCGCGACGCCCAGACUAAGAUCGACCUCAACGGCGUGUCCCAGAGGGCGGCCUUCUCCUUCGAGGCCUUCAGAUUCAUAGAGCACAAAAACGUCACCGUCUCCACUUUCUACCUGCACUGUGCCACCAGGCUGUGCGAGGUCUCCACCUGCAGCUCAUUAUUACCCGUCUGUUCCGGCAGAAGAAAGAGGGAGGUUCAGGGGGGGCUGCCCAACGCCACCGUCACCUCAGCCGCCAUAUAUGUCGGCCAGGUGAACGAAGGAGGUGCUCUGACCACUGUAGUUCCUACUGGUGGGACGAAUGGGACCACCUACAGCAGCCCAAUGGUUGCCGUCAUCAUUUGCAUUGUCAUCCUAACCAUUGUCAUCAUCGUCAUGGCCUGGUACUUUGUGUUCGUCAUUGGAAGGAGGAAACAACCUCGCCACUGAUGCCUCCAGACCCUUCACCUCCCAAAGUGUAAUAAUUUACCAUCUACAGAACAGGAUCAUACGCUACAGUAGAGAUUCAUGCUUACAUUCAUUUAGAUGUUUCAUCACAACA